CACACUGGGCAUGAACGUCUCCCAUGGCUGGGCUUGUGGACACCUGCACCAUGAGAAAUAGACGUUUAAGUUUGCUGCCAGGGCUCUCUGCUCUACUGGUGUUGGCAUUGGGACCUUCAGCCCAGAGCGCUCCAGGCUGUGCCCCGUGGUGCCCGCGAAGGUCCUCAUGCAUCAAUGCCAUCACCUGUCGCUGCGAUCCGGGAUUCAGUUCAACCUCUGGAGAGAUUUUUACCAACGUCUUGGAGAGUUGUGAUGACAUCAAUGAGUGUGCACCACCCAUGGCGCCACCCUGUGGCAAAAUCGCAGACUGCGUGAACACGGAGGGCAGCUUCUACUGCAUGUGCAACCCAGGCUAUGGGCUCAGUUCUGGGGCUAAAACGUUCAGGAAUGAGAGUGAGAACACGUGUCAAGAUGCGAACGAGUGCACCUCAGGACAGAACCCGUGCCACAGCACCACCCACUGCCUCAACACCAUGGGUAGCUAUGAGUGUCGCUGCCGCCCUGGCUGGACGCCAGCUCCUGGGUCACCCAACGGCCCAAACACCACCAUCUGCAAAGAUGUGGACGAGUGCCACUCCGGGCAGCAUCAGUGUCACGUGUCCACCGUCUGCGUCAACACCGUGGGCUCCUAUCGAUGCCGCUGUCGUCAAGGGUGGAAGCUGAAGACCAGGAGCCUGAAUUACCAAACGGCCUGGAAUAACCAAACGGCCCGCAGUAACCAAACGAAAUCGGUGAACCAAUCGAGCGUGGUCUGCGAAGCAGCAAUCUCCUUGCCCAACUGGACUCAGCCCCAUGGAAUCAACAGUCAGAGUCUCUCUGAAUUCUUUGACAAAUUCCAGGCUCUGGGCAAAGACUUCAAGUCAGCUUCAGCCCAGAAAACCAUCGAGAAACUCAUGGAGAAUGUGGAUGAGCUCCUGGGAACUCCUGGGGACCUGGAGAUUCUGCCCCGCCCACAACAGCAUUGUGUGGCCAGUAACCUGCUCAUUGGUCUGGAGAAUGUCCUGAGAGACCUGAGCAAGGCCCUGCCUGAUGGGACAUUGACCCUCAAUUACUCUGCAGGCACAGCACUGUCCCUGGAUGUACAGAAGCAAGAAGAAAGGAAUGUUACUUUGAGCCUGAAUCAGGCAAAGAUGCAGCUGAACUGGGAUCUGGGACAGAACUCUGACAACACAGGCUCCUCUGCGGUGGGCCUUGUCUACACUCCAGGAAUGGGCAAGUUGCUGGCUGAAGCCCCUCUGGACCCAAAACCUGAGAAUCAGGCAGCUCUGAAUCAGAAUUCCAGUGAUGUGCCACAAGGAGUCCCCCCUGUCCUGCUCUCAGACAUCGUCUCUGCUUUUCUGAGCACCAAGAAUGCCCAGAACCUCAGCUCCCCGGUCACCUUCACCUUCUCCCACCGUACGCUGAGCUCUAGGCCAAGAGCAAAAGUGCUCUGUGUCUUCUGGGACCAUGGAGGGGAUGGAUGUGGUCACUGGUCCACCACAGGCUGCAGGAUGGUGACUACCAAGGAGGACAGCACCACCUGCCGCUGCACCCACCUCAGCAGCUUUGCUGUCCUCAUGGCCCAUAAUGACGUGCAGGAUGAGGACCCUGUGCUGAUCAUCAUCACCUACAUGGGAUUGGGCCUGUCUCUGCUGUGCCUCCUCCUGGCAGCCCUCACCUUCCUCCUGUGCAGAGCCAUCCAGAACACCAGCACCUCCCUGCACCUGCAGCUCUCACUCUGCCUCUUCCUGGCCCACCUCCUCUUCCUCACAGCCAUCAACCAAACCAAAUCCAAGGUGCUGUGCGCCAUCAUCGCGGGGGCCUUGCACUACCUGUACCUGGCCUCCUUCACCUGGAUGCUGCUGGAGGGCCUGCACCUGUUCCUCACCGCGCGGAACCUGAUGGUGGUCAAUUACUCCAGCGUGAACAGACUCAUGAAGUGGCUCAUGUACCCUGUGGGUUACGGAGUCCCCGUCGUGGUUGUGGCUAUCUCUGCAGGAGCCAGGCCUUGCCUUUACGGAACAUCUACGCACUGCUGGCUAAACCCAGAAAAGGGAUUUAUAUGGGCAUUCCUUGGACCUGUCUGCACCAUCUUUUCCGUCAAUUUAGCUUUCUUUUUGAUGACCAUCUGGCUUUUGAAAAGUAAACUGUCCUCCCUCAAUAGUGAUGUGUCCACCCUCCAGAACACAAGGAUGCUGACAUUUAAAGCACUGGCUCAGCUCCUCAUCCUGGGCUGCACCUGGUGUCUGGGCCUCCUGCAGGUGGGUCCAGGUGCCCAGGUCAUGGCCUACCUCUUCACCAUCAUCAACACCCUGCAGGGAGUCUUCAUCUUCCUGGUCUACUGCCUUCUCAGUCAGCAGGUCCGGGAGCAAUAUAGGAAAUGGUUCAAAGGGAUCUGGAAACCAAGAGCUGAGUCUGAGAUGCACAUGCUCUCCAGCAGGGGUACAUUGGACACCUCCAAACCCAACACGGAGAAUUCUAAUGAGCAGCUCAACUUGAUGGUCCUGUCUCCUGAAAAAUGAGGAAAACACUGAACCAUCAUCCACUGGAUAAGAGUAUUAAAAAGAUGCUUUCUGCUCUUUGCUACAAGUAACUGUCUUUGUGGAACCGUUGUGGGACAAAAUAUUGUUUUUGACACUCUGUUUCUGCAGAUUUGGGGUUUUCUGGACCAUACAGCAUGCUCAGCUAACUCCUACCUUCACAAUGUGACAGUCACCAUCUGAAUUUAGCCAUCACUAAAUUAUGGGAAAAUGUGACAUCAAAUAUCUCCUCAUAAGACAGGACAUCUCAAUAUCACCUUUGUGGUCAAUGAAGAGUUUUUUUACAAAUCAGUCUAACCUUAACCUAAUCCAGCCUUGAAGCCAAGGUCUGGAAAACCACAGCAUACAGGCUAAAUACAGCCUACUGGCUUAUUUUUGUAAAUAAAGUUUUAUUGGCACACCGCCAGUCCAUUCA
Molecule: messenger RNA, 2934 nt
Organism: Tupaia belangeri chinensis (Chinese tree shrew)
Lineage: Eukaryota; Metazoa; Chordata; Mammalia; Scandentia; Tupaiidae
Product: adhesion G protein-coupled receptor E2-like
Exons: 19
Coding region: 24-2501 (825 amino acids)
Biological process (GO): cell surface receptor signaling pathway; adenylate cyclase-activating G protein-coupled receptor signaling pathway
Cellular component (GO): plasma membrane
Molecular function (GO): calcium ion binding; G protein-coupled receptor activity
Source: RefSeq, a predicted model, not a curated record